AUGGCUCUGUGGAACCCAGCUACAAGAGAGUUCAGACCUCUUCCACCAGAUCUUCUCAAGUUCACCCAAUCUUGUCCUGGUUGUUUUGAAAACAUAUUUGGCUUUGGCUUUGAUCCAAUAGGUCACGAUUACAAGGUGGUUUGCAUUUGGUUUCUUUAUGAUGAAGAUGGGUCUAAUCCUCGUGUGUGGUUUGCUGCCGUUUAUUCAUUAGUCAAUGACUGUUGGAGAAAGAUAACUUGCAACUUUGAUGCUGAUCCAUUAAUGUAUAACUCAAUAAUGUGCUCGACCUGUGUGAAUGGAUUUUAUUAUUGGUGUGCAAGCAAAAUUGUUAAAGUCAGCCACAAUACCUUUAAACGAGUCCUAAUACGAUUUUUUGACAUGCACAAUGAAGUGUUUGAUGAGAUGCCAUGGCCUAGCCAUAUAUCAAGACUUGAUAGUUGUGAUCUCACUAUCUAUAAGGAGUCCAUUUGCCUACUAGUACGUCUUCUCGAUGAUCAUAACAUAAAUUCUACAUAUCCUGCAAUUGAUAUAUGGGUGUUGAACGACGAAAGAUUGUGGAUUAAAGUUCUCAACGUGGUGCCUACAAGGACUGAAGUUCUUAAUGUGGUGCCUACACUAUCUGAGUGUGAGCCUAUAGGGUUUUGGGGUCAUGAUAAGUUUCUAUUUUCACGUCAUGAAAAUAUAAUGCUAUAUGACUCUAAAACUCAUGAAUUUACACAUUUACUUGAUAAAAAUGAUGAGCGGUGUGAUAGUUCAGCUUUUAAUUACAGAGAGAGUCUAGUCUCCAUCAAAGGCAAAAGUGUUUGUCAUAGGCAAGGCAAUAUCUUGGAUCUCAUUCAAGAAUUUUUUGAAGAUAGCGAAGAUGAAGAACUUUGA
Molecule: messenger RNA, 876 nt
Organism: Nicotiana attenuata
Lineage: Eukaryota; Viridiplantae; Streptophyta; Magnoliopsida; Solanales; Solanaceae
Product: F-box/kelch-repeat protein At3g06240-like
Exons: 1
Coding region: 1-876 (291 amino acids)
Source: RefSeq, a predicted model, not a curated record